Molecule: messenger RNA, 3837 nt
Organism: Clarias gariepinus (North African catfish)
Lineage: Eukaryota; Metazoa; Chordata; Actinopteri; Siluriformes; Clariidae
Gene: ifih1
Product: interferon induced with helicase C domain 1
Exons: 16
Coding region: 281-3334 (1017 amino acids)
Biological process (GO): positive regulation of interferon-beta production; response to virus; innate immune response
Cellular component (GO): cytoplasm
Molecular function (GO): double-stranded RNA binding; single-stranded RNA binding; hydrolase activity
Source: RefSeq, a predicted model, not a curated record
UUUUUUCUGAACACCUUAGUUGGCAUGAUAAGUCUAUCUGAGGAGAUUAUUAUUAUUAUUUUUGCACAAUUGACAACACUCGGUUCAUAAAAGAACACCGAGGCCGAGCGCUGGUGGAAAGAACCCGACCACAGUUUGGUAGAAGAAACGAAACCGAAAGCGGGCGCCACAUUUACAGAGAAUACGUGUUUACUGUGCUAAUCCUGGGCGUUCAUCUGUAUGUUACUUAUUGUCACUUUCUAUACACACAUUCUCCCGACUCGCGGCUUUAUCUUGCACCAUGAACCACAAUCAGGAGAAGAAAAUCAUCGAAUGUUUCAGAAACCGACUGAAGCAACUGAUUCGGGUCGCCCCUGUCCUGGAUGUGCUGCAUUUCUUAAGCAACGAGCAGAAGGAGCUGAUAAAAGCCAAGAUACAGAAUGAAGGCGAAACAGCCGCCGCAGAUCUUCUCCUCGGGGAAAUUAUAAAUAAGACCCAUCCAGAGGGCUGGUUCAGAGAACUCGUAACUGCACUGGAAACGGUCGAAUGUAAACAAGCAGCCAAAUAUAUAGAAAAUAAUCCUCCCAGUCCGUCGUUGGAGGCUGAGAAUGACGCCUACACCAGGCUGAUAGACCUGCUACAGCUCACUCUGACCAAAAUGAAGACCACUGAUGUGUGCCACGGCUGCUACGAGCAAAGGAUUCUCACCGCCGAGGACCGGGAGAGUAUUUUAGCCACAACUACACAGCAUGGAAAUACGGCUGGGGCCCGUUUGCUGUUGUCUCGGCUGCCAAAGAAUGAGUUCGGGUGGUUCUCUCAGUUCCUGGAUGUUUUAGAGAAGACAGAACACAUCAUGCUGGUGCGGGAAUUAAAGGGACUACCUGUUGAGCCCAUUGAAUCAUCAGCUGAUGUUGACAAACCACAGUCUCCAAAGGAUGAGAGUGAAUUGACUACACAGUCAGACACUGGGGAAGGGAAAACAAUUGUGGAUAAACCUUCUCCCAGAUCUAUCUCUCCGCCUCCCAGUCAGGCCUCUGGCUACUCUCAGGUUUCACUCUCAUCCACUUCUUGCCUUGAGGCUGCGGCUCUUGACAGCAGCAUGGACUGCAGUGGCUUCCUGUCUUGUACAGACUCAGUCGCUGAGCUAAGCACUGGAGUCGAAGAUUUGGACCUGUAUGAAGGCAGUGAUGUUGAAAUAAAAGAAGAAAAUGCAAUGGAGUCUUUGGAUCAAUCAGAUAACAACAAAGAUAUAGUUCUGCGUGAUUAUCAGAAUGAUGUUGCUCGGCCAGCUCUGGAAGGGGAGAACAUCAUCGUUUGUCUCCCUACAGGAAGUGGUAAAACCCGAGUCGCUGUGUAUAUCACCAAACACCAUCUGGAGAGCAGAAGGCUAAAAGGACUGCCAGCAAAAGUUGUUAUUCUGGUUAACAAGGUGCCCCUGGUGGAGCAGCACUACAAAGCUGAGUUUGGGAAGUUUCUGAAGCACCUGUACUCUGUUGAGAGAGUGAGCGGAGACUCACAGCUCAAAAUCUCCUUCCCACAAGUUGUUGAAAAAAAUGACAUCAUAAUCUGCACUGCACAAAUCCUGGAAAACUCUUUAGCAAAAGCCAAGCAAGGUGACGAGGACGGGAUCACAUUAUCACAAUUCACUUUGAUGGUAAUUGAUGAGUGCCACCACACGCAAAAGGGCGGGGUGUACAACCACAUCAUGAUCCGCUACCUGAAACAGAAGCACAAGAAUGCCAGCUUGCAAAAGGAACAAAAAGAUCCAGUACCGCUGCCACAGAUCCUCGGCCUCACUGCUUCACCUGGAGUCGGAGGGGCCAAGACUCAACAGAAAGCUGAGGAGCACAUUCUCAAGAUUUGUGCUAACUUGGACGCCUACACAAUAAAAACCAAAACUCUCGGAGAAGAGCCCAAGGGUCCAUACAAACGUAUUGCGAGCGCACAAGAAAGAAAGGAGGAUCCCUUUGGAGAUGUGAUAAAAGGAAUCAUGAGUGAGAUUCACACACAUGCCCAACUGAACCCACUGUGCCAACCAGGCACACAGAUUUAUGAGCAGUGGGUGGUGCAAAAAGAGCAGAAUGCUGCCAAAGAUGACAAUCAAGCAGUGCGGGUUUGUGCAGAGCAUCUGCGUCAAUACAAUGAGGCUCUCUACCAGAGCAACACUAUCCGCAUGUGUGAUGCCUUCAGCUUCCUUAACAAGUACUACAAAGAAGAAAUGAAGAAGAAAUAUAACCCUGAUGAUGAGGACACCAUUCAGAUCACUGAUACUGAGCGUUUUCUCUUCAAAUUAUUUAAUGCUAAAAAAGAGCUUCUUCAAGAGUUAAUGAAAAACCCACAGUAUGAGAAUAAUAGUUUGGCUCAGCUAAGGACCCUUAUUUUGGAGGAGUACACCAACAGAACUGAAGCCAGAGGCAUUAUCUUCACCAAGACUCGUCUUAGUGCCAUUGCUCUCAGCCAGUGGAUUCAGGAGAACCCAAAGUUUGAGGAUGUUGGUGUCAAAGCAAGCUACUUGAUUGGUGGUGGAGAUCAAAGUGUGGUGAAACCAAUGACUGCAGCAGAGCAGAGAGAAGUACUAAACAAGUUUCGUGAAGGAGAGAUCAAUCUUCUGAUAGCCACCACUGUUGCAGAGGAGGGCCUUGAUAUCAAGGAGUGCAAUUUUGUCUUUCGAUAUGGUUUGGUGACCAAUGAAAUUGCUAUGAUUCAGGCUCGAGGCAGAGGAAGAGCGGAGGACAGCAGUUACACAGUGGUGGAGGAGGCAGGAUCAGGUGUAGCAGAAAGGGAAAGUGUAAAUGAAUACAGGGAGAAAAUGAUGAGCAAAGCUAUUGCCAGGGUGUGCACACUGAGCCGCGAAGAGUAUGAAAAGAAAAUAAAAGAGAACCAGCUGCAGGCAAUCAUGGAAGAACGUGUGAAAACCAAGAAGAAGGACAAGAAGGGCAUGAUGAUGGAAGACCCCAGCAAAGUGAAGUUAACCUGCAAAGACUGUGGUGAGCCUGUUUGCUCUGGGGAGGAUAUUGAGAUUAUUGAGAAAAUGCACCAUGUCAAUGUGACUGAAGCAUUCAAGAAGCUAUUCAUUGUCAGAGAGAACACUACCCUGCAGGAGAAACUCCUAGACUGUGAGGCAAAUGGAAUUAUAGCAUGUAAAAAAUGUGGACAGCGUUGGGGCUCUAUGAUGCUUUAUAAAAGCAUUGAAUGUCCAUGUCUCCACAUUAAACACUUUGUGGUAAAAUACAACUCCAAGAACGUGACCAAGGUCUUUAGCAAAUGGAGUGAGCUACCCAUUAAGUUCCCUGCCUUUGACUACUCUCAACAUGUUGUUACACAAAUCUCAGAUGAUGAAACAGAGUCUGACUAAAUCAGUGCUCAUCCCAGUUUACUUAUUGACAAAUAGGCAUGAAUGCAUUGUACACUGUGCUGUUGAAAUACUGUAACGAUACAUAAAUACAAAUAUAUACAAAUAUAAAGAUACUGCAAAAAUUGCAUUCACAUAAACCAUGAAAAGAAACCUGUGUAGAAUCAUUUACGCUGGCAUGUGGGGUGUGAAAACUUAUUUAUUUUCUUUAAAAAUGGUUUACUUUUAGGUUUUUGGUUUAGAUAUAGCUGAUUCUCUGAUUCUCUGACUUUUUUGACUAAUUGUAUUUAUGGAUGUUAGAUCAAAUAUCACAGAUCAUAAAUCUAAUAUAUUAAGACAUUAUUGCAUUGUCUGUCUUAUUAUGUAAUUGCAUGUGCUUUGUAUUUGUUUUUUUGUAUUAUAGAGAUGAAUACUGUUUGUUUUAUUUGGAUAUUAUUGUAAGAAUUAGCACUAACCCUUAUUAACCUAGUUUAUUCCCACUAAACAAAUAAAUGUCUGAUGUGUCA